Molecule: messenger RNA, 1237 nt
Organism: Cadophora gregata
Lineage: Eukaryota; Fungi; Ascomycota; Leotiomycetes; Helotiales; Ploettnerulaceae
Exons: 2
Coding region: 125-1237 (370 amino acids)
Biological process (GO): regulation of transcription by RNA polymerase II
Molecular function (GO): RNA polymerase II cis-regulatory region sequence-specific DNA binding; DNA-binding transcription factor activity
Source: RefSeq, a predicted model, not a curated record
UGGGCCGGCUAGUAUUUAUGAGAAUCAAAAUGUCGAAGAACGUGAGACAGCCAAGCGUCUUCUUGGUUGGAUCGCCUGCUCAAAGCGAGCGCUCAAGUGGCAUGAGAUACAAGGAGCAGUUUGUAUGGACACUGUAGACCAGACAGUAGAUUUUGAAAAUCGACGUUUGUGCGCACAUGUCAGAGACAUCUGUGGUUCACUGGUUGAGGUGCUUCCGGGCGAUAGAGUCCAGUUAGUACAUGGUACAGCCAAGUCGUAUCUUAUUCAUAACGAAUAUGUGCAAGUUCAUAGAGAAGAGCAAAAAUUGGCGAAUCUGUGCUUACAAUAUCUGCUGUUCGACUGUUUCGACGCCAACCUUUCCGAUGAUUCGAUCAGAGAUUAUGUCACAGACGGAUAUUUUGCUUUUCAAGAUUAUGCAGUAUUACAUUGGGUGGAUCAUCUUGAGGCUUCUAUUCCACAUCUGCAAAGCGAUGCGGUCGAGGAGAAUGGCCUUGGCCCUUCUAUCGCAGACUUCUACGACGCAUACGGAUCUGCGGAAGCAAGCGAAAAAGACAUCCCGGACGAUCUCAAGAAUCUUUGCCAACACCUCAAGAGCGCCGAUUACUUCGAAAAUCUCCUACUGCUCAUCAGCUAUACCAGGAAUUAUCGUGCUCGAGAAGAAACCAUCGCCGCUCUUGGAUCCCUGGGAACCAGUGUCAGCAGAGCUAGGGUUACUCUGGAAAAUAUUCAGGCUGCAGCGAUCCCAGACCCUUCAGUUAUAUCAAGUCUCCAGCAAUACUACGGACUUAACUGGCACAGAUGUCCGCGACACGCAUGCUUCAACUUCCAUGAGGGAUUCCCCAACUCAAACAGUCGAGACAGCCAUGUUGCUCGGCACGAAAAGCCCUUCUUAUGCACAGAAACUAGCUGUACAAGGAAGCAUCUUGGUUUCGCAACCGAGAAAGAGCUUAAGAAGCACCUGGCUGUCAUGCAUCCUGAUCCGGCAGUGCUGUUUCCGAAGAUUAAGAAGACCCCCGCAAAGCAUGUCUGCGAUAUCUGUUCCAAAGAUUUCACCAGAGCGCAUAACCUCAAUGCUCAUAAGAGAACUCAUGGAAAUUUACGUCCAUACAAGUGUGACUUUUGUGUCAAAGCUUUUGUCAGGAAGUAUGACUGCGAACGGCACGUUCUUAACUUGCAUCCCGACAUGGGUGCAAUUCGUCCGGAGGAAGUUGUUUCUCAGGGUAGUGAGGCACAGUAA